Brugia pahangi is the source of this 372-nucleotide messenger RNA. NCBI's taxonomy places the organism in Eukaryota, Metazoa, Nematoda, Chromadorea, Rhabditida, Onchocercidae. The record is from the annotation of a GenBank genome assembly.
AUGCCCUCUCGAUUUUACGCUGUUUUCGAUUCCAAAUCGAAGCAAUUCGUGACAAGCAGUGAAUCGAGAUCAUCAAGAUGGGAUGAAAACGAUGAUAAUGAAGCAGCAUCAAUAUCAAUGCCAUAUUAUGAAGGGACUGCUCAACAAAUCUUACCUGAAAAAGGCGCGAAAGUUGCAUUAUUUAACUCGCUUACUGAGAAGCUAAGAACCAGAUCGUCGACUUCGUUUGGGUCAGAUCAAAGACUAGAAUCUGUCAUUUCCAGAAUACCUGAUACUGAGACUUCAAAUCGGUUCAACUCAGGGUUUAAAAUAUCUGUAAUCGAUAGUGACGCAGUUAUCAAACCACGGAAACUUUACUCACUACUGCUUUAG